This is a messenger RNA of Tarenaya hassleriana, 2179 nucleotides long. Its product is annotated as IRK-interacting protein-like. The coding region runs from base 145 to 1755 and encodes 536 amino acids. NCBI's taxonomy places the organism in Eukaryota, Viridiplantae, Streptophyta, Magnoliopsida, Brassicales, Cleomaceae. Gene Ontology annotation, biological process: negative gravitropism; response to red or far red light. The transcript has a single exon. The record is from RefSeq and is a predicted model, not a curated record.
CUUCCAAGGUAUCCCAAAGAACCCUAUUGAAAGCAUCUCCAAGUUUCAGUCAUUACCCGUCUCGGCGAAUUCUUCUCUGUUGUAUUCUCAGAAAUCGAUCGGAAUUCGUAAGAAAGUAUAAAUCUUUUUGUUGUUAAUUGUGCGAUGCGAGAAAUGGAAAAGUCUGCGAUCACUACAGCUGCAACUGGGCGUCCCCCACAAUUCUCCGGGAUGUUUCAGAAACUGGCUUUGGCCGUGAAGACGAAGACCUACGAGUUCUUCGCCGAGGAAGACCACGACGGUUCGGUCGCCGCAGCUGAUUCCAACGCCGAUGGCUUCGCGCUCCUCGACUCGGCCGAGGAUUUCAUCACCGAUCAGAAAGUUGUCGUCAUCAAACCCGAUAAGCCCCACAGUGCCAAAACUCCCUCUCCUGGAUCUCCGGUGAACGAUCUUCCGACCGGGAACUUGGCCGUGGAGCGGAAACCUAACCGAUUGAAGCCCACCCAGCUCAGAAAAUUGGAUGCCGAGAUGGGUCAGGGCUUGAUUUCGUCGGUUUUCGCGGCGGUGUCAUCUUGCGAAGCUUCGUAUCUUCAGUUGCAAUCCGGGCACGCACCUUUCGUGGAGGAGAGCGUGAAAGCAGCUGAUAGGGCUCUGGUCUCUCACCUUCAGAGAUUAUCUGAUCUGAAGCGAUUCUAUAAGGACUAUCGCCAAAAUUCAGAUUUUGAGCACGAUUUGGCAAUUGGGUCAUAUCUGGAAUCACAUGUGCAGGAGAAUCAGAGCAAGCUUAGGGCUUUGGAAACCGUGUCGAAUCGAUUGCAAGCGGAGAUCGACGAGAAGGACUUGCAAGUUUGGACUCUGAGGAACAAAUUAGGUGAGAUUCAAAAAUCCAAUUCGAAAUUGUCGAAGAAAUUAUCUGCUAAUGCGAGAUCAUCCACCGAUAUCCAAUUGUCUGUUAGGGUUUUUGAGUCUCUGCUACAUGAUGCUUGUAGAGCUACACAGAAGUUCACUAAGAUUUUGAUUGAACUGAUGGGAAAAGCUGGAUGGGAUUUGGAUUUGGCGGCUAGUUCAGUUCAUCCUGACAUAGAUUAUGCUAAGAAGGGACACAACCGAUAUGCAUUAUUGUCAUAUGUCUGUUUGGGGAUGUUUCGAGGUUUUGACACUAAAGGAUUUGGUCUGAACGAGAUUGAAGAAGAAUCUGAUGCAUGUGCUUCAGUUUCUGGUAAAACUAGUGGCGCUAGUAAUAAUAAUUCACUGAGGGAAUUGAUGCAACAUGUAUCAAGCAAUCCAAUGGAGUUGCUAAACACAGACAGGGAUUGCGAAUUCUCGAAAUUUUGCGACAAGAAGUACCAAGAACUCAUCCACCCGAACAUGGAAUCCUCCAUAUUCAGAAACAUGGAUCAAACUGAAGCAGUGGUGAGUUCUUGGAGAUCUUUGAGCAUAUUCUACGAGUCCUUUGUCAAUGUGGCUAGCUCGAUAUGGAGCCUUCACAAGUUAGCCUUGUCUUUCGAACCCGUGGUUGAGAUUUUUCAAGUCGAAAGAGGGGUAGAUUUCUCAAUGGUUUACAUGGAGGAUGUCCUGAGGAAACAUGACAAGAAGUUACUGCCACCAAGUCCAACUCGGGCAAAAGUAGGUUUCACAGUGGUUCCGGGAUUUAAAAUCGGCUGCACCAUUAUUCAGUCCCGGGUUUACUUGAACGGCUUGAAAUCUAUCUAUCCAUUCGUCGCAGAUGUCGAUAAACAAGAAGUUUCCUCUGUUUCAGAACAGAAUGACUGUUGAAUCCACAAGCUCAUACAAUGGUUUAAAGGGCUGAAUGAUCUACGAAUGCUGUGGCGACUAUAUCACGGUAACGAUCUGUCGUCUCAGUGAGUGCAUUAGCCAGCCUUGUUCAAGCUUGUAUACAGUCCAUCAUCAGUGUAUAGGAGGAGGGUGUAAAGUUUCAGUUUUUUUUUGUCUACUCUUGUUUGUGCUUUGCCUAGGAUUAAGUUCAUCAUAUAGGGAAUACAAGAAUCAAACUAUGUAUUUGUUUAUUUAACUUGUAACAGAUUACCUGUUGGCCUUCAGAAUACAAGGAUCAAACUUGUAACAGAAUACAAGAAUCAAACUAUGUAUUUCUAUCCCAAAUAAACUUGGGAUUAAGGCGAUGUUGAUGAUCUUGUAACAGAUUGAUAACCAAACGAUGUCUCUUGUUAUUGUAGAAUCA